CGGGGAAGGGGAGGUAUCCAGGUUUUCUGCCUGACUCGAGUCCCCGACGAGCAUCAACCGCAUUUGGGGAACCCAAGACAGCCUCCCCAGCAGCUUGCCCUCGGUUUCGGGGACCCCUGAACAACCCAACCAAGAAGGGAAAACUAGGGCGCACUCUCGGUCGGGGUGGGAGAGGAAAGGGGCUGGGGCUUCACGGAGUUUGGAGUUUGAACCCACCCGCACCCCUUUGAGCUAGGAAGUUUGACCCUUCGACGAGCAGGUCGCCUGGGGUAUGCCCCUGUCUCCGUGCCUCUGUCUCAGCACCGAGCGUCGGAGAGAGAGCGCGCCCUCCGCACCUUCUCCCACUUUGGGACAGACUUUCCCUUGCGCUGUCAGAGGGACCCGAGGCUGAGUACGAGGCGAGGCGGCAGGCAGCUCAGGCUGGCUGCGCAGCGCUGAGUGGCACCGCCGCCGCUCCCCAGGGGCAGGGCCCACCCCACACCCGGCUGACUCUCGCUGCCCUUCCUCCUUCCCUAUCGGGCUCUGCGGUCUGGAGGCUGGAGAGCGGUGAGUGGAGGGGCCUUCCCUGCGAGAAGUCAGAGCUGUGCCCGUGGGCAGGCUGGCUCCGCUGUUCUGCUCCAAGGAUUACAUGUCCUUCAAACGUCCCUGCCCCUUAGCACGAUACAACCGCACCAGCUACUUCUACCCCACAUUCUCAGAGAGCUCGGAGCACAGCCAUCUGCUCGUGUCCCCCGUGCUGGUGGCGAGUGCCGUCAUAGGUGUGGUCAUCAUCCUCUCCUGCAUCACCAUCAUUGUGGGCAGCAUCCGCAGGGACAGGCAGGCCCGGCUUCAGCGGCACCGCCACCGCCACCACCGCCACCACCACCACCAUCAUCACCACCGCCGGCGUCGACACCGAGAGUACGAGCACGGCUACGUGUCGGACGAGCACACAUACAGCCGCUCAAGCCGCAGGAUGCGCUAUGCCUGCAGCUCCUCAGAGGACUGGCCCCCACCCUUGGACAUCAGCUCUGACGGGGACGUGGAUGCCACGGUGCUCAGGGAGCUGUACCCAGAUUCUCCACCAGGCUACGAGGAGUGUGUGGGGCCAGGGGCCACUCAGCUGUAUGUCCCCACGGACGCACCACCACCCUACUCGCUGACUGAUUCCUGCCCCACGCUGGAUGGCACCUCCGACUCAGGCAGCGGCCACAGCCCUGGCCGACACCAGCAGGAGCAGAGGACCCCGGCCCAAGGUGGCCUUCACACGGUCUCCAUGGACACCCUUCCCCCCUACGAGGCUGUGUGCGGGGCUGGCCCCCCAUCAGGCCUGCUGCCACUGCCGGGCCCAGACCCAGGGCCAAGGGGCUCCCAGGGCUCACCCACCCCAACCCGGGCCCCAGCCUCUGGCCCAGAGAGGAUUGUGUGAGGGACCCAGCCAGCCGGGUCCUGCUGGUCCCUACAGGCUGAACCACAUUCUUUAGGCACACAAAGGCGUGCACACACACACAGAGAUGCACACGUGACUCAUAACACACACAUAGACCAAACUUGUAUACACACAGACAUCUACACUGACAUACCCCAUGUACACACACAGAUCUAGACGUGCUCCACAUAUGUGUGAAUAUGCGCACAUACAGGCCUACCACAAACACAAAACCCACCUGCAAAGGUUUCACGGAACGUGGAGCUCUCCUGGCCUCCCGUCCCUCCUCCCGGCCUGUUUGUUGUGCCUCUGUAGAGAGCGCUUCGGAGAGAGAGGCGAAGUAGGAAGUGGGAUUUUCUCUUCCCUCUCCUGGGCCCGUUUGCCCCUACCCUCGCCCAGCAAGCUGCGCCCAAAUUCUAUUCUGCCUCUGGAAACUGCUGGACCAUCCAAGGUCAGCUGCCUGCCCUGACCCCUACCCCAGGGCCAGCUUGUCCUCCUGGGAGGCGGGACAGGCCCCAGUGAGGUUCCGUUGUGCGCUGUGCCUAUCUCUCGAUUCCAGGGCAGAUGAGCCACAACAUCACCACCCUGCCACUUACAAGGUGGGGGACCUGGGUCUGGGGUCUCAGGCGCAAACUGGAGGCCCUCACAGCCCACUAGGCCCCCUCCCAACCCCAGUACCCUCAGUCCCUCAGUCAGGUGGUGCUAGUAGAGCUAUCUCUGACGCUGCAGGCCCCAGGUAGAUGGGCAGGGCCCUCCGUGGGUGUGCAGCGGCGGUUCCCUCAUCAGUCCAGCCACUGCCCAGGACUAAGGGUCUUCAAGGAAGAUGAGGCCAUUGCCCUUCUCCAGGUGGCUUCACCACAGUGCUGCCUGGGCACCUCUCUGAGGCAGAGAAGUGGCCCCUCCCUCAGUCCCUGCCUGGCCGACCACUGUGGCCUGCACGCGAAUGGGUCAGAGCCAGACCCCGGAGCUGGUGCUGUCCUUCUAGGUGGCUGCUCAUAGCUGGGGAUGGUGAGUGGCUGUGUUCUGGCCUUGCCCACGUGGGUGUUUGCAGAGACAAAAUGAAGGGGAUAUGCUCCCCAUAAAUACCACCUUGCCACCACAAGAGGACCAGAAGGCUACUCAGCCUUGCUGCCACAGAAGGGGAUUUGUAGGGUCAGCCUGGCUGCAGAAAGGCUGGCUCAGAUCUUGACCAAGAAACCCCAGCGAUUUCCAUCAAAGACCACGCAGGUAACAGAGGUGAUUCCUGAAGACCCAGCCCACAGAGGGUGGCAGCCAAGCAUCUCUGAGCAGUGUCCCUGCUAGCAUCGCCAGCGGCCAUCACUCUGCCUCCCUCCCACCUCUUGUCCCUCGUCGUUAAAAAACAGCACCCUAUCCUGCUUCCCCACAUUUCUGUUCCUCCAAUGAAGGGCUAAGACUAUUUAGUAAUCUCUUUCUUAAGCAGAGGAGUGGCAAGGAUGGCAAUCUUGAAUUUUAUUUUCUGUAGAGAUAGCAUUUCUUCUGGUGCGGAGCUGAAAGGAAUCCACCCAGAAGUUCUGUAGCAUCCUGCGUGCAGCCUCCUGGAGCCCCAGACUCCAUCUGGGGGAGGGACUUGUUUACAAGCAGUUCUGACCACCUUAGUGGUGUACUGUUUUCUAGGCAAAAAAUAUCUGUCUGUUGUACUGUAUAGCCUUUAAAAUGCAGUCCAGGAAUGAGACUCUUUUAAGAAACACAUCCUGCUUCUGCAAUUCCAGAGAGUGCUGGGGGAAAAAAAGGGAUAAAAAUUCCUACCUACUCAUCAGUGUUUGAAAGAUGGAGCUGAAUAGCUUUUCUUGUUCCUGGACUAGGCAAUGAAUAAGCAACAAUGUAUCUUUUCUGUGUUCAAAAUAAAUACAUAAUAUCAAUAAAAUGUAGCAAGAAGUAACACUUUCA
Messenger RNA from Homo sapiens (human), 3316 nucleotides. RefSeq names its product brain expressed associated with NEDD4 1 (gene BEAN1). Lineage: Eukaryota; Metazoa; Chordata; Mammalia; Primates; Hominidae. The coding region runs from base 629 to 1408 and encodes 259 amino acids. Gene Ontology annotation, cellular component: membrane. The transcript has 5 exons. The record is from RefSeq and is a predicted model, not a curated record.